CGAAGCUAUUGAGAGGAAGUGUAUUUAAGGUCGCGUUUGCGUGUUCACUAAAAACUCAGAUAUUGCCUCAUUGAUUCCCUUUUUUACACACUGAGCCAGCCUUUUAUUAAUAUACUAAUCCAAACAAAGCACAAACGCCAUUUGUAUACCUCGACUUUCUCUCUCUCAGAUUCAAUCUAUCGCCAGAAAUUAACAAUGGCCCUCUCGUUAUUUUCACCAUCUUCGUCCUGAAGCACACUCGAGCUUGUCACUUUCCAGGCUAUUCGAACCGGAGCUAACAAGGGGAAAAUCAAAGAUCGGAGCUUGAAUUAUUGUGCAUAACCGCACCAGCUCGUGCGCCACGCAUUGGCGCGGAUAGAAUAGGUGGUGGUGAGUGCGUCGUGUGCAGGGGCGAAGGGUUUUUUUAAUGGCGGCGUCAUCGGCGGUGUGCUCAUGGCUAAUGGCCGCAUGCAUGUCCGUCGCCUGCGAGAACGAUUCCGGCGCCUCCAUGCUGUGCCCGAGGAGGGCGGCGUCGUUCGAUCCUUCGCGCCUUGGCAGGUGGGCCGCCCGCCGCCGGAGGAGGGUUGUCGCGAAAUGCGCUCCCCACCUGUGCGGCAUCCGGGACCUCGUGAAUUCCUGCCUCGCGUUCGAGCCCUGCGAUGACUUCUACAGGUCCUCGCUCGCCGCCGAUGGGUUCUUCGGGUUCGGAUCGAGGAAUGUUCCAGUGCACCGCAGGCGCGGGAAGCUCCUCCGACCGUUGGCCCAUUCAGGAGAAGCAAUGGCAGUAGCUGUUAAUCCAGCCAUGGAAGUUACAUCCAAGAAAAAGCCUCAAACAAAGCAAAGGAGAGUGGUUGUGACGGGUAUGGGUGUGGAGACACCACUUGGUCAUGAUCCAGAUGUCUUUUAUAAUAACCUGCUGGAAGGAAUCAGUGGGAUUAGUGAGAUUGAGGCUUUCGAUUGUUCGCAAUUUCCAACUAGAAUUGCUGGAGAGAUCAAAUCAUUCUCCACAGAUGGUUGGGUUGCUCCCAAACUUUCUAAGAGAAUGGACAAAUUCAUGCUUUACAUGUUGACAGCAGGCAAGAAGGCUUUGGCGGAUGCAGGAAUUACGGAGGAUGUGAUGGAAGAAUUGAAUAAAAAAAGAUGUGGCGUGCUAAUUGGCUCUGCUAUGGGUGGGAUGAAAGUUUUUAAUGAUGCAAUUGAAGCAUUACGGAUCUCAUAUAGGAAGAUGAAUCCAUUUUGUGUACCUUUUGCAACUACAAAUAUGGGUUCUGCAAUUCUCGCCAUGGAUCUGGGAUGGAUGGGACCAAACUACUCAAUAUCUACCGCAUGCGCAACGAGCAAUUUCUGUAUACUGAAUGCUGCUCACCACAUUAUUCGAGGUGAAGCAGACAUGAUGCUUUGUGGUGGCUCUGAUGCAGCAAUUAUUCCAAUUGUUCCUGUGCAGUAUUUCCACAUCAGAAACAUUGUUGCAGGAUUGGGAGGCUUUGUUGCUUGCAGAGCAUUGUCACAGAGAAACAGCGAUCCUACUAAAGCAUCACGUCCCUGGGAUAGUAAUCGUGAUGGAUUUGUUAUGGGAGAAGGGUCUGGAGUAUUGCUCUUGGAGGAACUUGAACAUGCUAAGAAUAGAGGUGCAACUAUUUAUGCUGAGUUUCUUGGUGGAAGCUUCACUUGUGAUGCUUAUCACAUGACAGAGCCUCAUCCACAAGGAACUGGCGUCAUUCUGUGUGUAGAAAAGGCUUUAGCUCAGGCAGGGGUAUCUAAGGAAGACGUGAACUAUAUAAAUGCACAUGCAACAUCUACUCCAGCUGGUGAUCUUAAGGAGUAUCAGGCUCUUCUUCAUUGUUUCGGGCAGAACCCAGAGAUAAGGGUGAACUCAACAAAAUCUAUGAUUGGGCACCUACUUGGCGCAGCUGGUGCUGUGGAGGCUGUUGCAACUGUCCAGGCUAUAAGGACUGGCUGGGUUCAUCCAAACGUCAAUCUUGAAAAUCCAGAUGAUGGUGUGGAUUCGUCUGUGCUGGUGGGACCAACGAAAGAAAAGCUGGACAUCAAGGUGGCAUUGUCUAAUUCAUUUGGUUUUGGUGGCCACAACUCGUCAAUUUUAUUUGCCCCGUUCAAGUAGAUUUUUACGGGGUUUCGAAUUGGAAGAAUGUGUUCAAAAACUGAGAAAAUUGAAAGGCGGUAACUGAAAAGGACAAUCAGUGUUCAAAAACUGAGAAAAUCAUUUUGUUAGUUAGUAUCUUGAGGAGAUCAAUGUAUAUUUGUACUGGAAACGCGCGAGCAACAUACUCUUUUUGUCAGUUGGCCGAGAAAAGAAAACGUUUUCGGGGUUAGUUCGACUUUUAGCUGCCCUUUCGCAUUAUUGGAAGUGUAUUCGUGUCGAAUGGGAUGAAACUGCUCGGGCCAAAUGUAGAGAGGUGCUCUUGAUUUGAAUAGCAAAUGGAUACUUUUUUACUCUUGUGAUAUGAUCUCUUUUUGUAAACAAUGGCACUUGCCUUUUGACCCGAAUUAGCUGGUUUUGAAAAUUACUAGUGAAAAUAAUAUGAUGAUUCUUAAUGUGAUGAAACAGAAAAGCCAUAUAAUUCUUGAUCGAUGGUCGUCCAUUCCUCCAUUCGAAACAAGUCUUUGACCGUUUUUGUUAGACGAUUUGAUCAUUA
This is a messenger RNA of Striga asiatica, 2633 nucleotides long. The record is from the annotation of a GenBank genome assembly. Lineage: Eukaryota; Viridiplantae; Streptophyta; Magnoliopsida; Lamiales; Orobanchaceae.